Messenger RNA from Meleagris gallopavo (turkey), 453 nucleotides. NCBI's taxonomy places the organism in Eukaryota, Metazoa, Chordata, Aves, Galliformes, Phasianidae. The record is from RefSeq and is a predicted model, not a curated record.
GGCCGCUCACGCCGCCGCCGCGGCGCCCCGUGUACCCCCCGGUACACGCGGGAGGAGGUGGGGCGGCACCGGAGCCCCGAGGAGCGUGUCUGGGUGACCCACGGCACCGACGUGUUCGACGUCACCGACUUUGUGGAGCUGCACCCGGGGGGGCCUGACAAAAUCCUGCUGGCGGCCGGUGGGGCCCUGGAGCCCUUCUGGGCGCUGUAUGCGGUGCACGGAGAACCGCACGUCCUGGAGCUGCUGCAGCAAUACAAGGUGGGCGAGCUCAGCCCCGACGAGGCACCGCCGGCCCCCGACGCCCAGGACCCCUUCGCCGGGGACCCCCGGCACCCCGGGCUGCGCGUCAACAGCCGGAAGCCCUUCAACGCGGAGCCUCCGGCCGAGCUGCUGGCCGAGCGCUUCCUGACGCCCAACGAGCUUUUCUUCACCCGCAACCACCUCCCGGUACCG